Tricharina praecox is the source of this 1683-nucleotide messenger RNA. Its product is annotated as lariat debranching enzyme, C-terminal domain-containing protein. The record is from RefSeq and is a predicted model, not a curated record. NCBI's taxonomy places the organism in Eukaryota, Fungi, Ascomycota, Pezizomycetes, Pezizales, Pyronemataceae. The transcript has 3 exons. Gene Ontology annotation, cellular component: nucleus. The coding region runs from base 1 to 1683 and encodes 560 amino acids. Gene Ontology annotation, molecular function: RNA lariat debranching enzyme activity. Gene Ontology annotation, biological process: mRNA splicing, via spliceosome.
AUGCCUCCGAACGGGGCCGCGAAUCGCAUCCGCGUCGCCGUCGACGGCUGCGGCCAUGGCAAACUAAACGUGAUGUACGACGCGAUUGCGCGAGCCUCAACAGACUCGAACUUUGCGGUGGACCUACUCAUCAUCUGUGGCGACUUCCAGGCGGUACGAAACAUGACCGACCUCGAGGUCAUGUCCUGCCCGCCAAAGUACCGCGAGAUCGGAGACUUCCACGAGUACUACUCCGGCAAGCGCGUGGCGCCCGUCACGACAAUCUUUAUUGGCGGGAAUCAUGAAGCGAGCAGUCACAACGCCGAGCUCUUCCACGGCGGCUGGGUAGCACCGAACAUCUACUACCUCGGAGCGUCGGGGGUGAUCCAGUUCGGCGGGAUCCGGAUCGGCGGGCUCAGCGGAAUCUACAAAUCGCACGACUACAACCGGCCGCACUCCGAGAAGCUCCCGUUCUACCCGAGCGAGGUGCGCAGCAUCUACCAUGUGCGCGCUUACGACGUGUUCAAGCUCCACCAGCUCUCCGGCGACGUCGAUGUCAUGCUCUCCCAUGAUUGGCCCGCGAAUAUAGAGCACUUUGGUGAUACCCAGGGCCUCUGGCGUAUGAAGCCGUUCUUCAAGAGUGAUAGUGAGAAGGGAGAGCUGGGCAGUCCGCCUGCCGAGGGGCUGCUGAAGAAAUUGAGGCCGAGGUACUGGUUCUCCGGGCAUAUGCAUUGCAAGUUUGGGGCGAUAGUAAAGCAUGAGGGGGAUUGGAAGGCUGAAGAGGAUGGGAAAGGCGGGGUAUUUGCGGAGGCGAAGAAUCCCGACGAGCUGGAAUUGGAUCUGGAGGAUGCCCCGGCGGCGGUGAAGAAUCCCGACGAGCUCGACCUAGACCUGGACGACGUUCCCCCAGAAGCGGCAGCGGUCAACAACCCCGAUGAGCUCGACCUAGACCUCGACGACACACCCGCGGCCGCGCCCACAGCGGCGCAGGGACCCGCAGAAAUCGACAUCGACAUCGACACCACCACAACAGAAGCCCCCACAGCAAGCAUCCCCGAAGACACACUCCCCCCACCCCCACCCCCGACCAACGACCUCACCCGCUUCCUCGCGCUAGACAAAGCCAUGCCUGGGCGGGAAUACCUCCAGUUGCUCGCGAUCCCGUCGACCUCCGCGACGCCGCAGCCAAAAACACUCAGCUACGACCCCGAAUUCCUAGCGAUAACACGUUUCAUCAACAGAUACCCCGCCUCAUCGGCAGACACGCUGACCACUUUGCAAUCCCUAAGCACCGCCUCGAUCCGCGCGGGCAUUGCGCGCGAGCGCCAAUGGAUCGAGGAAAACAUCGUUGCCGCCGGCAAGCUGGAGAUCCCGCAGAACUUCUCGAUCACUGCGCCACCAUACGCGCCGGGCGAGAAGGUCACCGGUCAGCCCGCGAACUAUCGCAGCCCUCAGACGAAGGCGUUCUGCGAGCUCCUCCAGAUGACGGAUUGGGUCAGUGUUACCGACGAGGAGUGGAAGGCAAAGAAGGAGCUGCUCAAGAGUAAUCCGCCCAAGUAUAUGCCGCCGGUUGGAGGGCAUGGGGGGCAUAGAGGUGGUGGAUUUGGCGGUGGGAGAGGCGGGUGGAGGGGAGGUAGGGGGGGAGGUGGUGGAGGAGGAGGUAGAGGUGGGGGGAGAGGGGGAGGAAGAGGUGGGAGGGAUUAG